This is a messenger RNA of Quercus lobata, 972 nucleotides long. Its product is annotated as ADP-ribosylation factor 1-like. The transcript has 7 exons. The record is from RefSeq and is a predicted model, not a curated record. Gene Ontology annotation, molecular function: GTP binding; GTPase activity. NCBI's taxonomy places the organism in Eukaryota, Viridiplantae, Streptophyta, Magnoliopsida, Fagales, Fagaceae. The coding region runs from base 183 to 728 and encodes 181 amino acids.
ACGUCACUCAAAAAACAAAAUAUCGCGGCUCUCCUCUCCUCUCCUUCCUUCCUUCUUUCCUUCCUCCAAUCUUUCACAGGUCAUCUCUCUCUCUCUCUCUAAAAUCCCAUCGCAGAUCUUAAUUGAUAGAUCCAUCAAAUAAUCGUAGUUAAUCAGGUUCGGUACUGUGAGGUUGCUUAAAAAUGGGGCUGACAUUUACGAAGCUGUUUAGCAAGCUUUUUGCGAAGAGAGAAAUGAGAAUUCUGAUGGUAGGUCUCGAUGCUGCUGGUAAAACUACCAUUUUAUACAAGCUCAAGCUCGGUGAAAUCGUUACUACCAUCCCUACCAUUGGAUUUAAUGUGGAAACAGUGGAAUAUAAAAACAUCAGUUUCACCGUUUGGGAUGUUGGUGGUCAAGACAAGAUCCGUCCAUUGUGGAGGCACUACUUCCAAAACACUCAGGGUCUUAUUUUUGUGGUUGAUAGCAAUGACAGGGAUCGUGUUGUUGAGGCAAGGGAUGAGUUGCAUAGGAUGUUGAAUGAGGAUGAACUCAGGGAGGCUGUUUUGCUUGUAUUUGCCAACAAACAAGAUCUGCCUAAUGCAAUGAAUGCUGCAGAGAUAACUGACAAGCUUGGCUUGCAUUCUCUCCGCCAACGCCACUGGUACAUUCAGAGCACAUGUGCAACUUCUGGAGAGGGUCUCUAUGAGGGGUUGGAUUGGCUUUCCAAUAAUAUUGCUAGCAAGGCAUGAGCCAUUAAAGAAUUUUGGUUCCUAGCGAUUUGGGAGAGGACGCUUCCCCUUUCUCAGUGUUGUAAUAGCAGAAUGUUUGUCUAGAACUUUAUAUAUUUGGCUUGUAUGGUUGCUACAUUAGCUAAAUACUUUUAGCUGUAAACCAAACUUUCAUGUUUGUUCCAAUGCCUUUUGGGCAUAGCCGCACUUAAUAGUUGUUUUUGAUUGCCUUAUAACUGAUUGGUGUGCAAUGCAAUCUUUCUAU